Messenger RNA from Trematomus bernacchii (emerald rockcod), 6910 nucleotides. RefSeq names its product chromosome unknown C16orf70 homolog (gene phaf1). The transcript has 16 exons. The record is from RefSeq and is a predicted model, not a curated record. Gene Ontology annotation, biological process: Golgi to plasma membrane protein transport. NCBI's taxonomy places the organism in Eukaryota, Metazoa, Chordata, Actinopteri, Perciformes, Nototheniidae. Gene Ontology annotation, cellular component: synaptic vesicle membrane; dendrite; trans-Golgi network. The coding region runs from base 1149 to 2432 and encodes 427 amino acids.
AAACAGGAAGUUGAAUUAUCAGCUGAUCCUGCUGGCUGUUGUUGAUGCCUGAAGUUACUGUUGUUGGGGCACUGUGUUGCUCUUAUCUGCUCCUGACACUGAACACAUAUUAAACCCGAGCAAGGGACACCGUGGGCAUUAAGCAUUACCGCCUGACGAGCUGACAAGGGAAGCGUCUCGCAGCGAGGACUUUGAAUUUGCGCACUAGCUGCUGAAGAGCUAGCUUCAAAGCUUGAAGCUCCGGUGAGAGGAAGAAAGAGAGACAGCAGACAGCUCUACGUGCUUUGUUUACGUCGUGCCAGUCUGAACUGCGAUAUAUUUUUUUCUUUGUCUUGAAUGUGGAUUUUGUUUCCUCACCUAGACUAUUUACAUUUAUACUUCAUUACCAGUACACUAGUGGCAGCUAGCUCAUCAGCUAACGUUAGCCCAUAGCGCAAAUAAACAGUGUUGUUGUCGAGCGCUGAUGCUUUCGUAACCGCCCGCCUGUGACAGAUAACGACAGCUAACAGUGUCAAUAUUCAGGCUCUGAGAAAGUGUUGUCGUGCCUCUAUUUUCCAGCUGUUUGUCCCUGGAUCAGGUGCUGUGUUGGAGACACAGGGCAGCACGGAAACCGGACAAGUUGAUUUUAAAUAAGAGCUCUUAGCAGAUCAUUGUGGUUAAUGGACACGUCCGUCUUAUCUGUUUGUUUAUUCCCGACUUCGAGUGGAUUGCAUUUUUUUUCAUCCGUAUGGAUUUUAAAACCACGCGAACAAGUAAUAGGUUAACUGACAGCUGGCCUUGUUCGUUUUAGGUUGCCUGACAGGUUGCGUAAUUUGUUUUCCUACAAGCUGUCAGUCUUUCCUGGGUAACUUGUUAAAUAGAUUAUAAUUUUUUUUAACGUAUGCAUUUAUUACGAGGCUCUGUGGAUGUCAUUUUAGAUAUUAAACACACUUAUGACUUGUGAGGGACCACUCUUUAUACCAUAUAUGUAUUAGUUGUUUGGUCACAUUUAGAACAAUUACUCAAUAGAGUUAUGAAUUAGAGUAGAUAGAUCUUAAACUAUUGUGAGACUGUGUUGUGAUCAGGGAGAGACAGGCGAGGAAAAAAGGGUCCCUCAGAGGGUCCCAUUGUGUCUUGAGGUGAGGUGAGCUGCCCCCCACUACUUGCCAAUGCUGGAUCUUGAGGUGGUGCCUGAGAGAUCACUAGGAAAUGAGCAAUGGGAAUUCGCCUUAGGGAUGCCAUUGGCCCAGGCCAUCUCUAUCCUGCAGAAACACUGCCGCAUCAUCAAAAAUGUCCAGGUGCUAUACAGUGAACAGACGCCACUCAGCCAUGACCUCAUACUGAAUUUGACUCAGGAUGGGAUUAAACUGCUGUUUGAUGCCACAAAUCAGAGACUCAAGGUGAUUGAAGUGUACGACCUGAGCAAAGUCAAGCUGAAAUAUUGUGGAGUCCAUUUCAACUCUCAGGCCAUUGCCCCCACAAUAGAGCAAAUAGACCAGUCAUUUGGAGCUACACACCCUGGAGUUUACAAUGCUGCAGAGCAGUUGUUCCAUCUCAACUUUCGAGGCCUGUCCUUCUCCUUCCAACUGGACUCGUGGAAUGAAGCUCCUAAAUAUGAGCCUAACUUUGCCAUGGGUUUGGCCUCCCUGCAGAUUCCACACGGGGCCAUGGUCAAGAGGAUGCACAUCUACACUGGCAACAACCUGCAAGAAACAAGAGCUCCGGCAAUGCCGUUGGCUUGUUUCCUUGGCAACAUCUUUGCGGAGUGUGUGGAUGUCCUGAGAGACCGGGCAGGGGCCUUGGGGCUCAAACUCCGCCUUCUCACUGCAGGCUGUGGUCCAGGUGGGAUGGCGGAUUCUAAAGUGAGGUCGAUAGAAAGGCGCAUCUACUUUGGAGAUUCAUGUCAGGAUGUACUGGGUGCUCUGGGCUCGCCACAUAAAGUCUUCUUCAAGUCUGAGGACAAGAUGAAGAUCCACUCUCCGUCUCCACACAAGCAGGUUCCUUCCAAAUGUAACGACUACUUCUUCAACUACUUCACCCUCGGAGUGGAUAUCCUGUUUGACUCUACAACUCACCUGGUUAAGAAGUUUGUCCUUCAUACCAACUUCCCCGGACAUUACAACUUCAAUAUCUAUCAUCGAUGUGACUUUAAGAUUCCUCUAGUGAUUAAGAAAGAAGGAGCUGAUUCCCAGACGGAGGACUGCAUCUUAACCACCUACAACAAGUGGGACCAGAUCCAGGAACUGCUCGGGCACCCAAUGGAAAAACCCGUAGUGCUCCACAGGUCCUCAUCCGCUAAUAACACAAACCCCUUCGGCUCUACAUUCUGCUUCGGACUGCAGAGGAUGAUCUUUGAGGUGAUGCAGAAUAACCACAUAGCAUCAGUGACCCUCUACGGAGCUCCACGGACUGCUACUAAAGCUCGACCUGAGACCAGUAGUAGUUCCCACUGAACAAGAAACCAGAACCACAUCCCAUUCUGGCCUGUCCUGAAAUCUCUUACCUCUGCUGACUGAACCUCUAACCCAGAGCCAGAUUCUUAACCAAGCAGACCCAUCCCAGAGCAACAAAGCAUUUCAUACCCAGCUCAGAUGCUACUCAUGAACAGAAAAUCAACCAGAACCUAGAACGUCUAAAAUCCUGGAGGGUCCUACUUUCUCUUCCAAUCAGACACAUCCAGUCGGCGUAGUCUACUCAACCCAGACUAUCUAGGAUCUAGCUGCAUGGUCGCAGUGCUGGACCACUGAUGCAUUGAAAUGAAACUGAUGAAAAUAGGUUUUUGGUUUGAAUAUCCCUGUGGUGCUACAAAUUGGUGAAGAAAUGUGUAGAUCUCAAGUAGAGCUCUCCUGUUUCCAUCCAGCGACUGAGUUUGUCCAGGACUGCAGAAGAAGAGUCUAUCCCGACUGAAGAUUGGAUGGCAUGCAAAGGGCAGCCUGUGUAUGACAUAACCUCCAUAACAUUGUGGCGAGAUGACCUGCGUUAAAUUAUCAUCUGCAACAAAUCUCUAUGGAAACUGCUCUGGCCAAAGUCUUGAAAUUAAACUUGUGCUUGACCCACUGAACAAACAUCAACACUGCCAGCUUCAACGAGUACCGCCUGUCUUCCUACCGAGACUUCACAACCAGGCUUGGCCGGCUCCAUCACCACCCUCAACGCAUCUAAAACCAUUUGCAUCAGAAGCUGCAGAUCACUGUAACCAAAAAAACGGGAAAAAAAACAACCAUGAAAUGAGAGGAAGAGGAGAACCAAACACACUCAGGGGUGUGGAGAGACAUGUGGCCCAGAACACGCCCACAACAGAUGUGAAGCCUCUAGAAGCAGAACCAUCCAAACAUCAGCGUCAUCGUCUCCCUCGUCCAAUGUCCUACGUACUGUUCCUCCAGUGGUGCCCACACACACACACACACACACACACACACACACACACACACACACACACACACACACACACACACACACACACACACACACACACACACAUAUAGUCUUGUCUGUCUCCUUGCUCAAACACUCACAUGAAUGGGCAUCUGCAUGUGUAACGCUGUUGCUUAUUUCAAAUGGACAUUUCAACACACAGCAUUUCAGUCCCAUCACCACUAUACGUGUGUAUUUCUAACACAUAAGAGCCGGUUUAUCUUUUUUUAGCCUUUUGAGCGCAAACACAAACACGGAGACAUGCAGGCAUGGCACGAGAUUUUGCAUGAACUUGCUUUUGAAUGAGAGGACGUAUUAUAAGCACAACUGGCAACCUGUUUGUUGAGUUUUUAUGAUCCUGCACGUUGUUAGGGGUAAAGAGAAAUAUAUUUCAAUUUGCCCCGCUUCAAUUAUUCACACCACAACCAUUUUCUUUGUAGUUUUUUUUGUAUUUGCACCAACACACACCGUAUUACUUGAUUGGUUGACUGUUGGUGGAGACAUUAGGUGUGUCUGUGUGUGUGUGUGUGUGUUUUCAUAAGUUCCUGCACAAGAUCCUCUCAUGCAGUCAUUUACUUAUUGUUACUCCCCUCCCUCUUUCUUCAUUUCUACAUCCACGCACUGCAAUUCAUCCCUCAGCAAUUGUUUCCCUGUUGAAUUGCCAAAUGCUACAGCCAAAGAAGCUUCAGGAAGAUUUCAAUUGCUGACAUUUUCACUGUAGUCUCGUCCUAAGGGGAGAGAGGCGUGUUGGCAGUCUCCUUUCUCUUGUGUCAAAACUGCACAUCAAAGUCAUUUCCGUGCAUCCGCCUCUAAAUGCAGUUCCUGGUGUCUGUUACGGCUGACAGUAAUUACAUGGGAUGUAAAUAACUGACUCAUGCAUCUGUGUGUUUUGAGACCAGAUCAGCCUGUCUUUCAUCUAGAUUCAUUUACAGCCAGAGACACAUUAACAAUAUGAACAAUUAUAACUUGUGUAUUGUUGUGAUUGUUUUCAGAGAGCUGUGAUUUAAAGAUCACCAUUAUUUCUCUGUGAAUUUACUACAUUGGAACCCAUGCAGGAGAUUGGAAAGAACAUCAGUCAUUCUGUCAUCAUAACAUUUGUUUCCCUCCCAAUGUCUGAAUUCAAAAAAUGUUUUAAUCAUAAGCAUUUGAAAUAAACUGUGUAUUAGUUUGAAUACACACGUUCUCUUUUCCUUUUCUUGUCCAUUCAUACAAAGAUCCAUUUAGUUUGUUCCACUAUUGCUGAAUGUAUUCUUGCUUGUGUGAAGGCAUUAGGGCCCCUGUACAUGAAGACAUGUUGCAGAUGGGAGAAUAAAAUGCACAGUUGGCUGCUUCGAGGUGUUAUACAGUAUUUUUUCAGUGCGGGUCAAAUCUAUUUUGUCAUUAUGUCAUGGGGUAUAUGGAGAAGCUUGAAGAUUUAACAUUCAAACUGGCUCCACUGUGGUGUUUUAUUAUAUAUUCAUUACUCUUCUACAUGUCUGAAUUUCUGUAUUGUUAUGAUAGGAACUAAAGGUUUUACAAUUUGUUCCCUUUAUUUACAGUAAGCUACCUUGUUUUUGGCUCAGAUUUCCAUAGGGUGUCUUGCCGUACGAAUGACCAUGAGAAAUGGAAGUAGAAGAAAUGAAUUUAUGUGCAGUGCAAUUCCACUUAUUCAGGCUGUUUCAUGUUGUGUAUCCUGGCCCUGAGUCUUGGAGUUGAUGUACAAAUGCUGUAAAUUGUUGUGUGCUGUUAAUCUGGCGUUCUGUUAUUUACAUAACCUAAAUGGCUUAUUGGCAUACACACAACUGACUCAGGCACUGGCUGAGUGUCUUAUUAUUCCCUCUGUCAUUCUGAUUAUACUUUAACUUAGGAGCAGGCAUCUGCUCACAGCUGACUCUUUGACACUGAGAUUUUUCAUUUUUAAUUCCACUCCACUCGGUAUUAAACAUUGUCCUUGUAUGUUGCUAAGGUGGCACGUACACAGAUUUCAUGUUGAUGUUGGAUCCACCUGGAAGACAUUAAACUAAAUGUUUGCAGGGAAACCAUUAUCCUUUUUCAAAUUUGGACUAGAUGAUAGCUUUGUUUGAGAUGUGUUUUUAUAGUGGACAGAUCUGAUUUGGAAUCUAGCGCUAGCAUGUUGCUAGAGUGUACUUGUUUACACGAGAAAAACUCAAAUCUCUUGCUAGCCAGACCCCUUCCUAAAUUAGGUAUUGUGGUUUUUGGAAGCAGGAGAGUCUGUUCCUAAAAUGGGUAUCACAAGCUAGGGUAAUGUUUCAGGACAAAUGGCAACAAAUAAACUCGUUUUCUCAAUAAGCUCCUAAAUGUAGAAUGUCAUUGAGCAAUGGGCUGUCCAGCCAUGUCUGAUGAACCUUGACAUUUCCUUUUUCUGUCCUGGUUCAUCUAUAGACAUGAAUAGGAAAACCUGUGUAAUAUAAUCGCCCUGAUGGAGAUACAACUUGCUUUUGGGCAAGUACAUAAAGAAAAUCAAGAAAAACACAAAACUGUUGAAUAUUGUGCCUGAUCUCCCACCGAGCCUGUCUUUGAUUUGUGUCCCCUUUGUACAAAUGUUGUUGUACAUACAGUUUGAAUAUGCAUUUGCAUCUUUGUACGUAUGUGUGUGUGUCAAUGAGCAUUAGCAACAUGCUAACAUGCUUUUAUGGCCGUCUGUUGUUUUAGUGUACCUGUUACAUAGAGAGUGACAAGUUGGUUUGUUUGGAUGGGUUUUUGAGUUUGUUGAUUUUCUUUGCUUUUUUGACUAAGGUUUUUGUUUUGUUUUUUAUAUGUGUGUUUAUAAUUACACCUUGCACCCAGAAGAAUGUGAAAAUGAUUUGCACCCCUAAAGGUUUAUCUUAGGUAGGAAUACAUGAUUUGAGCAACACAAUUCUGCAAGGAAAACAGGAUCUACAUUAAAAGCAUUCCUUGUCUUCCACCACACUAUAUAUUGGUCAUUGCUCAGAAAUUAGCAGAGCUUAUCUUUUGUCAAAGAUGAUAUGAAAGUAAUACAAAGUAGAGACAGGAAUGAAUGAACCAAGAAUACCCUGAGGGGAAACGUACAUAUUUUGAGUAAACUUAGCUCGGGACAAAAGAUUUGGAAUCCACUUAUACAUGAAAGCUAUUCUACAUAAUGCAGUUUUGGUAAACCCAGUGCGGUGAGCUGCAUUGUUGCUAAUAGUAGCUAUAGUGUGCUAGGUAAUGAAUCUCAUCACAAACUCAGGUGGACAUCGCAUCCAUGUUUUUCUAAAUGUUUUAAGCUAGAAAAACAAGUGGACACUUGAAUCUGGAGGUCUGUGUUGCUUUUAAAAUAUAACUUUUUCUCUCUUUUUUUAUUCUUUAGUUGAAGUGCAGGAAUGAAUGAUUGUUCUAUAAUUUGUAUUGCUUAAGUUCAGUGAUAAUCUCAUAUUAACGCUUUGUAUUGCCUGUUCUUGUUAUCAUAAUGCUUGUCCAUCUUGCUUUUUCUUCAUGAGAAUAUUUCUUUGUGGAUUCAGUGCAUUUGAAGGCCAUUUCUGGAUAUGGGUCAGGUAAUUAAACCUUGUGAAACUCA